CGGGUUACCAGGAGGCGGAGCCGCCGAGGUGGCUGUGGCCCGGAUGUCCGGGCGCUGCGGCUGGAUCUGCUGAUCCUGGAUCUUCUCCAGGGGAACUUAAGAACGGCCAAUGGCUGUCGAUAUUCAACCAGCAUGCCUUGGACUUUACUGUGGGAAGACCCUACUAUUUAAAAAUGGCUCAACUGAAAUAUAUGGAGAAUGUGGGGUGUGCCCAAGAGGGCAGAGAACAAAUGCACAGAAGUAUUGUCAGCCUUGCACAGAGUCUCCAGAACUUUAUGAUUGGCUCUAUCUUGGAUUUAUGGCUAUGCUUCCUCUUGUUUUACAUUGGUUCUUCAUUGAGUGGUACUCAGGGAAAAAGAGUUCCAGUGCACUUUUCCAACACAUCACUGCAUUAUUUGAAUGCAGUAUGGCAGCUAUCAUCACCUUACUUGUGAGUGAUCCAGUUGGUGUUCUUUAUAUCCGUUCAUGUCGAGUAUUGAUGCUUUCUGAUUGGUACACAAUGCUUUACAACCCAAGUCCAGACUAUGUUACCACAGUGCACUGUACUCACGAAGCUGUCUACCCACUGUACACCAUUGUAUUUAUCUAUUACGCGUUCUGCUUGGUAUUAAUGAUGCUGCUCCGGCCACUCCUGGUAAAGAAGAUUGCCUGUGGGCUGGGGAAGUCCGAUCGAUUUAAAAGUAUUUAUGCUGCACUUUACUUCUUUCCAAUUUUAACUGUGCUUCAGGCAGUUGGCGGAGGCCUUUUAUAUUAUGCCUUCCCAUACAUUAUAUUAGUAUUAUCUUUGGUUACUCUGGCUGUGUACAUGUCAGCUUCUGAAAUUGAGAAUUGCUAUGAUCUCCUGGUCAGGAAGAAAAGACUCAUUGUCCUCUUCAGCCACUGGUUACUUCAUGCCUAUGGAAUAAUCUCCAUUUCCAGAGUGGAUAAACUAGAGCAAGAUUUACCCCUCUUGGCUUUGGUACCCACACCAGCCCUUUUUUAUUUGUUCACUGCAAAAUUUACUGAACCUUCACGAAUACUCUCAGAAGGAGCCAAUGGACACUAAAAUGCCACACAAAAAAAACCAAAAACCAAAAAACAAAAACCUAAACCUAAGAAGUAUUCCUUUUUUUUUUUUUUGAAGUAUUCUUAAUAAAAAAGUAAAGAAAUAAAAAAUAGUUUUAGUACUUUUCUGUCACACAUGGAAAUAACAUUGUCAAUAUAUGUUAAUGUUUUUGUUGACUUUGUUUUUGUUUUUUGACCUAAGAGACUUGAUGAUUAGACUUGGAAAAGACAAAAUACUAUAAUACUCUGUUACACAGUAUAAUAUACUAUACACUUAGAGCACACUAUUAUAUGACACUAUUCGGUCUAUUAGGAAGCACUUGCCUCUUGCAACAGUUUAGUUAUUCUUUAGAGCAAAAUCAUGUUUCUGUGUACUUAGCAAUGUGUUGUUUUACUUUUUGUUAAAAUCUUUAACAAGUAUAAUCUGAAAUCCUUAGCAUUGGUACAGUUAUGCAUGCCUGUUAUUUUUCAAUUUGUUUUUCAAGUCAAAUGAAUUACUUAUGGGGGUCUUUUAGCAAACAUGGAAAUAAAGUAUGUUGUUUUUUGUUAUCUAUUUAUUUUCACCAAUACAGUAUUUUAAUCUAUUACAAAAAUAGAGCAUAAUUUAUAUAACAGAUUUUUUCUUUACAGGUAGUUUGGUUUACGAUAUCUUCAGAUUAUUCCUGUAAAGAAAAACAAUAGUUAAAAGCUUAACUUCAAAAAGUCUCAAAUGUUCUGACAUUUGUAUUUUGCCAUACUAGUUGUGGAAAUUCAAAAUAGUAAAUAGUAAGAUUAGUGUCUUUUUCUCAAAUGAAUAAAUGCAUGUACUCACAUGUUCCCUUUCUCUUACAUCUCAUUCUUUAAGGAUAGAUACACACGCCACAUUUUUUUGAUUCUGGGACACAUUUUUUUUCACAUUCUGACAUCUCUGAAUUAGGCUGCAUCUUAUUAUUGAUGGCUUCUUAGAUUUAACAAAAUACAAAUAUACACAGCAUAUAAACAGUUUUCCUGUGGUUGGUUGGUGUUAAGUGUUGCUGCUUGUCAAUUUUUAUUCUCUGAAGACAUCAAGAGACUUAUGGUUGCAACCAUGGAAGCAAAAUAAGACUUUUAGCACUUAACCUGAUAAUCUGACCAUGUUUAUCCAUUUAUGUUGUUUAGAAUUGCUUCUGCUAUUGGUGGGGGUUGUAUGAGUUUAUUAAAUCUCAAACUUUAAGACUUCAUUGACAAUUGCAAAUUAUGAAAGUGUACUCACUUUUUCUGUAGUUUUGUUUAUGCCUUUUGAAUUCACAGCAGUUGUAUCCUUGAAGUUAUUUUGUUAGUUUUUCUUUGUUACUGUAUUUUUUAUAGUACCUCCAACCACUGGGAAAUGGGCUUUUUUGAUACGUUUGUGUUUGUUCAUUUCUGUAGGAAUAAAAAUAAAAUGUAAAAGUUGUAUAUGUAUUUCACACAGCUUUGAAUGGUUAUUAGUGUCUAUUAAAGUUCUAAGUUGUCCAAAGAAUCCUCAGCUGGAAAGGGAAGUCUAGGGGGUCAUGUAACCGAUUACCAGGACUUUUCUUGUCCCACUAUAUUUAGAGCCAUUUUAACAGUUAUCUUCUCCUCUGAUGUCCUAUUUUAGCAGAAAAAUGUUAAUGCAAAAGAAGAAAUCGUACAAAUAUGAUUACAAGUCCUUAAAUGCAAAGAAUUUCAAGAAUACUUAAUACAUAUCUGCAUUUUUUGCUUUCUUAAGAACAAGACUAGAACAAUUCAUAGCAAUUGUGAUUGCUAAUGUUACUAAAUAAUUUGUUAAAACGUGGUUAUUAAAAAUGUACAAAAACUA
This is a messenger RNA of Pteropus alecto (black flying fox), 2839 nucleotides long. It is a transcript of the gene JKAMP, whose product is annotated as JNK1/MAPK8 associated membrane protein. NCBI's taxonomy places the organism in Eukaryota, Metazoa, Chordata, Mammalia, Chiroptera, Pteropodidae. Gene Ontology annotation, molecular function: ubiquitin protein ligase binding. Gene Ontology annotation, cellular component: membrane. The coding region runs from base 110 to 1045 and encodes 311 amino acids. Gene Ontology annotation, biological process: response to unfolded protein. The record is from RefSeq and is a predicted model, not a curated record. The transcript is spliced from 7 exons.